GAAAAGACAAGACAACAUGGCGGACACUGAAGCUGCGUCUGAGCAAGCACCACAGGCUUCUCCAACAGAGGAAAAUUCCCAAAGUAAACCCGAGGCAAUGGAAACAUCUCCACAUGCCGAGAUAGGCUUGACUGAAAACUUACAGAAAGUAAUAGAAAAAGAAAAAGAAGAAGUUGAUAAACCAACAAAACCAAAGGUAGACUUACAGUCCUUACCAACAAGGGCAUACCUUGACCAAACUGUUGUACCUAUUCUUCUUCAAGGCCUUGCAACUUUGUCAAAAGAAAGACCACCAAAUGCUAUUGAAUAUCUGGCCACUUAUCUUCUGAAAAACAAAUCACAGUUUGAAGACAACGAUUCUUAAAGAAUAUAAUGUAACAUGAUUUGCUUUUUGAACUGUCUACUGUAUAUAUAUAUGAGUUUCCUGGGAAUGUACAUCUUGUGACUUAAAUAAAGUACUCUUUUAAAAAUCUAAAAA
Molecule: messenger RNA, 478 nt
Organism: Actinia tenebrosa (Australian red waratah sea anemone)
Lineage: Eukaryota; Metazoa; Cnidaria; Anthozoa; Actiniaria; Actiniidae
Product: protein dpy-30 homolog
Source: RefSeq, a predicted model, not a curated record